AUGUCGCUGGCGAGCGGGCAACCAUACCGCCCAGGGGACCCAGGGGGCCCCGGUGGUGGUUACUACAGUCCAACGAACUUUGUAAAUGGCCCCCUGCAAUACUUGAAAAUGGAGGCGACCUCCGGCUCGAUGCCACAAGAUCCUUUUUUGCUACGGCUUUCGGUAGAGAAGUAUCUAAACGUACCAAUCGACGGUGCAUUCAAAGAAAAUCGAGGUAGUUCAUAUGUACUGAAGGUUAGGAGCCGAGCGCAGUUCUCAAGACUGUGCAAGAUGACGAAACUGGCUGACGGAACUGAAGUCAAGAUUAGCGAACAUCCCCAGCUCAACCAACGACAAUGCGUAGUAUCCUGCUACGAUGUAAUGACCCUCGAUGACGCAUACCUAAAGCAGCAGUGGCGUAUCCAGAAAAUUGCGCGCCGUGAGUAUGAAGCCCGAUCAGGGGAAAACCGGAAUACUAAUUCAUACUCGACCGUUGCUGGUGGUAGCAAAGAUGCCGAAAUCAGAGAAUUGGAGGCGGUUGUAUCCCAACUUCAACUAGAUUCCAGGAAGAAAGAUGAAAUAAUCCAGAAGAUGGAAAGAUCGCUACAAAACCGUAGAGUAACCGAACGUCUCGAAACUGUACGAGAACAUGGGACCAUAGAGGAGUUAGUACGUCAGGUCGCCGAGCUAACCGAAACGUUGCAAUCACUCCAGAAAACGCUUCGCGAUGGAGAAGUGGGAAAUCGCCCAGUUCAAAUUAAAUUGUUCCCCCCAAUGCCGUGCGGAGUGAAUGGAUCAACGAAAGCCGGGCCGGACCUGCAAGAAGUCUUUGCAUCCAUUCCCGGAGCAGAUGUAGUGGAGGAUCUGGAGGAAACAGUCGAUCCAUUCGGUGUUGCGAUAUCUAAGCUUGACGAAUAUUUUUCGCCGAAACAACACGAGACCUUUGAACGCAACAUAUUUUGGACAUUAAAGCCAGAGACGGGAGAAUCAUUGGGGAAAUUCAUGCUUAGGUGUCAAGAUCAAGCGACUAAGUGCAAAUUUGGUGACACUGCAGAAGAGAGCCGUGCAAUUAGUGUAGUAGACAAGAUAGUCCUAUACGCACCAAAUGAGCUCAAAGAGCAACUACUCCAGAAAGAAGUUUUGAGUCUCGACGACGUAACGAAAAUGGUAAACUCGUACGAAUCCGUAAAGCAGCAAGCGCAAUCAAUAAGUCUACCAGGUACAAGCUUCUCUACCGAACCGGACUACGGAUCUUCGUCGAAUGUCAACAAGAUUCAACAGCUAUCACGAACCGAAUGCACUCGAUGUGGUCGGAUUGGUCACAUGGCGAACGAUUUUAAAUGCCCAGCACGAUCCAGGGAAUGUAUCAAAUGCAAACGUAUUGGGCAUUUUGCCGCACAAUGUCGAUCGAUCCCGGCAACUAAGCGCAAACAGUUCUCUAAGGCUGAAUCGAGAUGGCCGAAUAAAAGGUUUAAAUCGGAGCAAGUAAACAAGAUUGACACCGAUGGUGCCAAGGAAGAAACUACCUUCUUGUUCAGUAUCAGCGACGGAGGCGAAACAAUUCAGAUCAAGCUUGGAGGAGUUGUAUUGCAGGUACUGAUAGAUUCUGGGUGUAAGAAAAACAUUGUCGAUGAGCGCUCUUGGAACUACAUCAAAGCGAACGGAGCGAAAAUAUGGAACCAAAGAAAGAAUUGUGAUGAAAUGUUUCUACCUUACGGGGAAAAUGCGAAACCGUUGACUCUUUUGGGAAGGUUCGAUGCGACGGUUUCCAUAGCCGACGGAGCGAAAAUUUUAGAACUGGUCUCUACAUUCUAUGUGGUCAAGGGUGGUCAGCAAUGUUUAUUAGGCCGCAUCACAGCCACAGAUUUGGGCGUGUUGUUUAUCGGGUUGCCGAGCACUCACGGAAUCAACGCAAUCACUAAUACCGGAGCUCUUCCGUUCCCUAAAAUUAAAGGUAUUCAGGUAAAAAUACCAAUCGAUGAAUCUGUUCCGCUUGUUUGCCAACAACCAAGGCGGCCUCCUAUCGCGCUCAUGGUAAAAAUUGAAGAUAAGAUAAACUCUCUGCUUGCUAAUGAUAUUAUUGAGACAGUUGAAGGCGGCUGUCAGUGGGUCUCUCCGUUGGUAACCGUAGUGAAGGACAAUGGGGAUCUACGCUUAUGCGUGGAUAUGCGCAGAGCGAAUGCAGCAAUCAUUCGUGAACGACAUAUUAUGCCAACGAUAGAAGAUUUUCUACAAAGAUUUACGUCUUCAAAGUGGUUUAGCCGGCUUGAUGUAAAGGAGGCGUUCCAUCAAGUGGAACUUGAGGCUGAAAGUCGUUACAUAACCACAUUCAUAACACACAUGGGCCUAUUUCGCUACAAGCGUUUAAUGUAUGGUAUUGCUUGUGCCCCGGAAUUAUUCCAGAGAAUCCUUGAACAAAUUUUGAGUCCGUUUAGCAAGAACGUGGUCAAUUUUAUAGAUGACGUUCUUAUUUUCGCCAACACUGAGGUGGAGCAUGAUGAAGUACUCAAAGCAGUGCUGUCGACACUGAAUGAAUAUGGCAUACUGCUGAAUCAAACCAAGUGUGUAUUCAAGGUUCCAGAGCUGGAAUUCUUAGGACACGUCCUAUCUGCAGAUGGUAUUCAACCGUCAAAUAGUAAAAUUGAAUCCAUUCAAAAUUUUCGGGCACCAACUACCUCAGAAGAAGUUCGCAGCUUUCUUGGUUUGGUAACGUACGUUGGCCGGUUUUUGCCAGAUCUAGCAACAGUCACCGCUCCACUGCGUGAAUUGACACACUUGGCGGUUUCAUUUACAUGGGGCAAAGAGCAGCAGGAAUCGUUCGCUAAACUCAAAAAGAUGAUUGGAAACGUAGAGAACUUAAAUUUUUUUGACAAUAAGUUGAGAACUAGGGUUAUCGCCGAUGCUUCUCCGGUGGCUCUCGGAGCCGUUCUUAUACAGUUCGAAGGUUCUACCGACAUUGACCCCCGUCCGAUUGCUUACGCCAGUAAAAGUUUAACGACCACAGAAAAGCGUUAUUGUCAGACGGAAAAGGAAGCUCUUGCGCUGGUCUGGGCAGUGGAGAGGUUUUCCGUUUAUCUUAUUGGACGCAGGUUUGAGCUUGAAACGGAUCAUAAACCACUGGAAGCGAUUUUCAAGCCAACAGCUAGGCCAUGUUCGAGAAUUGAACGAUGGGUACUAAGGCUGCAGGCGUUUACAUUUGAGGUCAAGUAUCGUAAAGGUACAAGCAAUAUAGCGGAUCCACUAUCACGAUUGGUUGAAGAACAUUCACCUGAAGAGUUUGACGCUGAGAGUAAAUUUAUGGUAUUAGCAGUUAUGGAAUCAGCAGCAGUUGAUAUUCACCAACUCCAAAAGCUAUCUGGCACAGAUGUUACGCUAGAGGCGGUGAAACGCAGUCUUCAAACCGGAAACUGGGAAACUCAACUAGUUAAAUAUUUCUCUCCUUUCAAGAACGAACUAGGACUUAUAGGAGACUUAGUUGUUCGCGGGAAUAAACUAGUUAUACCUGAUUGUCUGAAAACACGUAUGCUGGAACUUGCACAUGAAGGUCACCCGGGAGAAUCGGUGAUGAAACGACGACUGCGUGACCGGGUUUGGUGGCCUGGAAUGGAUCGAGAUGCAGAGAAGCAGGUUAAAUCGUGCGAAGGUUGUAGAUUGGUGAGUCUACCAGCUAGGCCAGAGCCAAUGAUUCGUCGUGAAAUGCCCUCCAAGCCAUGGGUGGAGGUGGCCAUAGAUUUUCUCGGACCCAUGCCAUGUGGAACCUACUUGCUUGUUGUUAUCGACUAUUAUAGUCGAUACAAGGAAGUGGAAACAAUGACAAGAAUAAUAGCAAAAGAAACUGUAGAAAGACUAGACAGAAUAUUCAGCCGCCUUGGAUAUCCACAAUCAAUUACAUUGGACAACGCGAAGCAGUUCGUGGGCAUAGAAUUGGAUGAAUACAGCAAAAUAAAAGGAAUUAUUCUCAGGCAUUCAACCCCCUAUUGGCCGCAAGAGAACGGAUUAGUAGAGCGCCAAAACCGGUCCCUGCUGAAACGCCUUCAGAUCAGCAACGCACUCGGCAGAAACUGGCGGCAGGAUCUUCGCGACUACUUGCUGAUGUACUAUACUACACCUCAUUCAAUCACCGGUAAAACCCCCACUGAAUUACUAUACGGUAGAACGAUUCGAUCUAAAAUACCUGCACUGGAAGACAUCGAAAACACACCAGUUGAUGAGGAUGUACGUGACAGAGACAAGUUACUGAAAACCUUUUGCCAGGAAACAAAUUAUCAACGACAUUCAACCCAAAAGAGUAUACUGUUGUUCACCGCUCAGGACCACGUGUAA
Armigeres subalbatus is the source of this 4302-nucleotide messenger RNA. RefSeq lists its product as uncharacterized. Gene Ontology annotation, biological process: DNA integration. The record is from RefSeq and is a predicted model, not a curated record. Lineage: Eukaryota; Metazoa; Arthropoda; Insecta; Diptera; Culicidae. The transcript is spliced from 5 exons. Gene Ontology annotation, molecular function: zinc ion binding; nucleic acid binding. The coding region runs from base 1 to 4302 and encodes 1433 amino acids.